This is a messenger RNA of Coregonus sp. 'balchen', 34844 nucleotides long. Lineage: Eukaryota; Metazoa; Chordata; Actinopteri; Salmoniformes; Salmonidae. The record is from the annotation of a GenBank genome assembly.
AUGAUUCCUCCACAGGUUCUGAUUACCAUAUACUGGCUGGGCCGGGCUGCUAACAGCUGCACCUCCUACAACGGGCCCACACUGGACCUGAAGGAGUUUGAAGGCCUGCUGUCACAGAUGCGAAAGGUACAUACGGGGAUGGAUGUAAGGCUUUGACAUGGCUCAGUUUGUUGUAUCCUAGUGCUAGCAAUGACAAGGUAGGGGGUUCAAUUCCUGGAAGGGCAGUGUAUUUUAGGUCCUUUUAGAUGUUCAAAGUAGUUUUGCAGUUGUUAGGUGGCUGUACUAUUAGGAAUAUUAGACUAGAAGGCACUGUCCAACCAAAGCAUAUGUUUUCUUUGGCAAACAUAAGGAUGUUAUGAUGCAAGCUCCCCUCGGGGUGCACUGAUGGUUUUACCACUCCUUCCUUUAUCACUUCACCUCCCUUCCCCUCAUCAUGAAGUCAUCCCUAGAAGAGAAUGCGCUCUUUCCUCUUUCUCUCUCCCCCCCCCCUCCUUCUCACCUCUCUCUUUGUCCAGGGAUGAUCUCAGGCCUUCAACUGGUCUUCCAGAACCAGUGUGUGUCACCUGGACUGUGGUUUUUUACAGACCCCCAUAUAGGGACGUAGCUGUAGUAACCGUUCAGAGCGUGAGGUCACUCCUCUUCCAUUUAUUCCAUUCCCCCACUGUUAUUCUCUUCAAAUGAGAAAUGACCAUUCAGCCUAGAAUUCUUUCACAGAUGUCUGUAUAGUCCAGCACAACAGGGCCUCGUCUCCACUUAACAAAAGGUAAUGAUUGUGACUUAAAGUGAGAGAGAAAUUCAAUAUGUUUAUGAAAUCCUGUCACACGCAAUACAGGAGAUGUAGUGAUAUGUGCUAGCCAUUGUGGUGGUGAGGCUCAAAUGAUGUAAACGUAAUGUUGAUGUAGAGAAACACUAUUUUAACAAAUAACUUUCAGUCAAUCCAUCAGUUGAAUAUCUUGUCUGAAAAUAAAGUAUGAUAGUUGAUUGCCUUAAAAUGGCCAUUGGGUACUCUACAGGUUAGUUAGGCUUUCUGAAAGCUGCUCAGUUUGAUGGUCUCCAGACACAUUCCUAAAGUAGGGCUCUAGGUGUAUUAAUGCUGGGCUGGUACAAAAACCUUCACACCCAUUAGCUUCAGGACCACUGCUGUUGUCUGAGCUGAGGUUUCAGCUUAGGGUUCAUAGGACUGAUCUGACCAAUCAGGAAGACCCCCCCCUAGAGUUGCCACUCAAAGCCAGCCAUUGUACCCCACAACCCCCCCACCCACCAUGAGGUCAUGCCAAGUAGGACCCCAGCAUCCUCCUUCACUCAGGAUCUGGCACAGGGAAGAGAGGGAGGAAUACAAAGGCGGAGUAGAUUGGAGGGGAAGGGGGGGGAAAUGGGUUGAAGUGAGAGGAGGAGGGAGGAGGGAGGGAGGGAGGAAGAAGGGAUAGAGUGGGAGGAGGAGGUAGGAGAGGGAGAGUGGAGAGGAGGAGGAAGAAAGGGAGGUGAGGAGGAGAAAUGAAGGGAUAUGUGUUGAUGGAGAGGGAAUGAGGAGGAAGGAGAGCGGCAUGGAGGGGAGAAGAGGGGGUAGGUGGCAGCCAGGAGGGGGAGGGGGAAACAGGGCAGGACCAGGAGGUUCCUCCGGCAGGCGGGAAGGAAAAGCCUUUCCUCAGCCCAGGAAACUAGAGAAGCCACAGACAAGGUUACACUGUGCAGCUUAAAACACACAGAGAGACAGAAGUAGAAUAUCAAUUAGAAUUGGAGAGAGGGAGAGGAAGUGAAUGUACUUGUCCAUGUUGGAGGAAUCAUGGUGAGGGAGGGAUCCAGAUUGGAUGGGGUAUUGGGAUGAUCUCUACACAAAUGUUUUUACAUUGACGUGUGUGUGUGUGUGCGUCAAUUUGCAUGCUUGUGCGUGUGUGCAUUUGUGUGUCAAAGGAGGCGGAGGACACGGAGAGCCCUCAACGCAGCAUACGGGACAGCGGCUACAUCGACUGCUGGGACUCGGAGCGCAGCGACUCACUCUCCCCGCCUCGCCACGGCCGAGAGGACUCCUUCGACAGCCUGGACUCAUUCGGCUCACGCUCCAGACAGACGCCCUCGCCGGACGUACUGGUCGCCCGCGGCAUCGGCAGUGAUGGUAGGACACUAGACGCCCGGACGGGUUACACUGCGCACACAAGUCACAAGCUUUUACUGUCACAUACUUUCUGGUGUUACCUGGGUCGAAACCUAACAGAAGAAAAUGGACCGAGACCGGGAGGGACUACCUGAACUUGAACUCUCAUUUUCGUUGUAAAACAUUUUCUGUUGCUAAACGGUGUGCACCCUGUUGUGUUAUAGUGGCUUGCAUAGCUGUAACUGUUUUGUUCAUGUAGCUAUCAUCACAUAGUGACUUACCUCAUUUACCACCAAUGGUUUAUUCUGUGCACUUUAAUGAUGCAUGGCAGGCAUUUUCACAUACAGUAUCAUUGGGGCAGGUGGUGGAAUAGUCACCAUCAGCUGAUCUGAAACUAGCUGUCCCUAUCUGCUCUUUUCAACCUCUCCAAUCUAUGGGAUCAUCUGGCAGGGUGUCUCCAUCUGAGCCCAGCUCUGCUAUUGACAUCUGUACAAAGGCGGUUUUGUGUUGUUUCUUCCUUGGCCGACUGUUUAGGGCUGUUGCUGUGGGUUACGUCUCUUUGAAGGCCCUCUUGAGUGAGUGAGUGAAAGUGUGAGUGAGUGAGAGAGAGAGAUCAGGUGAUGGAGAGAGGAGAUGGCAGUCUUGACUGAUGGGUUGCAACAUAUUCCAGAGGAGCUGUUUUUUUACACACCAUUUCUUCAUCUGUUCCAAUCUGUGGUGUUGCACUAGAUGAUGAUACCUGAGAGUGAUGCAUAUCAGUCACAGUGGGUGUGAGUGUAUCUGCCUGUCAUAUAGGGGCACACUCAAUCUUGUGCCUAUAUUUGUAUGCACACCUAGGGACGCAUGCACAUGCACACAUACAACAUUAUUGAUUUAUAUAAUCCCUCUCCUCUCUUAUACAGUCCUAUGGUACCCUUGAGGACUAGCUUCUGUAUAUUAGCAGCUGCAAUAUCCACACAAGACUCACAAGCUCUCCAUCGAACACAUCAGAGGAAAAAUAUGAGAUGUGUUUUAUGUAUUUUCCAGGCAAGGAAAGAGAAGCCAAGAAAACUCCUAGGUUCUUUAUUUUAAAACCCUAUGAUGCUCCUACCAGGCCCUUUUAAAACCCUGAUUGUUCAAGGGGGAGUGAGACAAAAAGAGGCCUAACCAUAACCACACAAGCCUAGCCUGCUGUCAUCUUUUAAUAUACAUGUGCACGCACACAGACAUACACACACACAUAUACACACACACAAACACACAUACACACAGACAGUUAUUAUUUAAGCUGCCUGUCCACCUUUGACCCUAUGCAGCUCAGGUAGCUAUGCGCUCUUUAUCUCUUUUCUCACUGUUUUUCUAUGCACUUUUUGCAGGGCCCAGCAACUCUCUGUUGUUUUCCACUGUGUUUUAAUUUUGGAUGGUGCAAUGAUGACAUUCCUUUACCAGACAAUGGAUGGAAAGGAUUGAAGCAACAGCUCUGCUUAAUUGUCCAUAUUCCAAUGCAUCCACCAUGUUCACAAUGGUCGCAUGUAACAUACGAUGCUUUGAGAAAUGUUUCAUGUCAGAAAGACAGACACGUCAACAGCUGUAAAGAAUAUUUGUGCACUGCACCGAAGACAUGAAUGGAGUCUGAAUUAUAGCUUGGCUGAAUCUGAAGGUGUUUUAUAACGUCAUGCUAGUCAUAAAUUACCAACAGUAUAUUGCAAAGGCUCGUAAAAGGUUGCGAUUUUUGUCACCAAAUGUUUGGGCUGAGAUUCUUAGAACUAAAGGCAAUGCAUGGGCUGAGGCCAAGCUUCCUGUCGAGGGCUAGGGUAUGUUAUUGUUUAGAAGGAUGUGUGGAGGAAACGGCUGUGUCUAUGGGUGAAAGUGCUCAGAGCUGGAGAGGUUGAUGUUUGGUUUGCUGUUGGUUUCUAGGGAAACGCUGAGUUGAUGUUUAGUUGAUGUUGUGUUUGCUGUUUGUUUGUAGAGAAAGUAGAGUGGGUGAUGUUUGGUUAUUAUUGGUUUAUAUCAGACUCAGAGCUCUUAAAGGUACAAUCUAGAAGAUGUUCUGCUGUUCAAUGGUCCAUUUAAUUGAUACCCAUAGGGAUAUUUCUAGUCUCUAGGCCACUCUCAGUAACGUCUAUCCAAGUUGAGAGGUCAGUGGUAGGAUAACUCCAUUGAAACGAAAACCAAUGAAGAAAGUGGUCCUUUUAGACAAAGAUUGUGAAACGCUGAUGUUGAAUUUUGAAAACCUAAGCAGUUAUUUAUAUUUGUUUUCUCUCUCUCUCUCUCCCCAUCUUUCUCUCUCACUCGCUCUCACUCGCUCUCUCUUUCUCUCUCUCACUCUCACUCUCACUCUCACUCUCUCUCUCUCUCUCUCUCUCUCUCUCUCUCCUCUCUCUCUCUCUCUCUCUCUCUCUCUCUCUCUCUCCUCUCUCUCUCUCUCUCUCUCUCUCUCUCACUCUCUCACUCUCGGGGGUGGGGCAACGUUUCAUGGGGGUACUGUGGUGGUUUAAGUCAAAGUCUCUCCCUCUCUUGCACCCACCAGGCCGUGGCAGCGACUCAGAGUCCGAUGCCGGACCCCACGGGGGCAGGAAGCUGCCGGACGUGCGCAAGGAUGACAUGCUGGCUCGGCGGACCUCGGUGAGCGAGCUCCGAGUGAUGGUGCCCUUCAAUCAGUACCUGCCCAACAAGAGCAACGCCAGUGGCUACGUGCCCACACCACUGCGCAGGAAGAGGGGCGACCGCGAGGGCCGGGAGGAGGGCAGUGGAGGGGGUGGGGGCAGCCGCAAAAGCUGGAGUACCGCCACCUCGCCCAUAGGAGGCGAUAUACCCUUCAGGUGAGCAUUGGUGAUGUAGUAGUAGUAGAAGUGAUAGACAGUGGUGGUAGUAGGCUCUGUUCCAAUCGAAGUGGAAUGCUAGUAUGGAUAUUGGAUCGUAGCCAUGGUGUCAUUUGGUAAAUGUGUUGUUGCCACUCUUUUCUCCAGGAAAACUUGCUAUUUGUAACUUGCAUGUACAGUGCUGCUUGAAAGUGUGUGAACCCCUUGUGCAAUUACAGAUUUUUGCAGUUUUUACCAUGAACUCUUCGUUUAAUCAGAACCAGUCUUUUUGAUCUGACAUAACAGAUUUAUAUUUACCAAACCAUAUGUUGGUGUAGAGGAAAUCAUGCGUGUAGUAGAAAAACUAAACUAAAAAGGAAUUAGUGCAGGUGCAAAAAUAAGUGAACCCCAAGUUGCAUUGGUUAAAUCAAGUAGGUAAGUAGAAUCAGGUGGGUAAAUAAUUAGCUACCAAAUGAACCAAUCAAAGGAGAGAUCGUUAGGAAAGAUUUUGGGUGGGGCUCCUGGUAAGAAACCUGGUCAAUUUGGUGUUACCCAUCCAGGUGAAUGCAAAGCACACUAUGCUGAGAGGAAAGGAGAGCUCAGAGGAUAUCAGGACGAGGUUAGUGAGAGCACAUCAGUCUGGGGAAGGCUAUAAAAUCAUCUGAAAAAGAUUUGAGCUCCAUCAGUCCACUGUGAGGCAAAUAAUUUACAAAUGGAGAGCAUUUAACCUGACAGCAACUGGGCCUAGAAGUGGACGCCCUUCCAAAAUAUCCCCAAGAGCCACAAGAACAAUAAUAAAUCAGGUAAAAGCCAACCCAAACAUAAUAUCUAAAGAUUUGCAGACCUCCCUUGCUGCAUCUCAGGUAACUGUGCAUGCUUCAACAAUAAGAAGAACACUGAAUCAAAAUGCCAUUCAUGGGAGGGUUGCUAGAAAGAAGCCUCUGCUGUCAAAAAGAACCAAACUGCCCGUCUUAACUUUGCCAGAGACGUGGUAUAAGGCACUGCAUCGCAGUGCUAGCUGUGCCACUAGAGAUCCUGGUUCGAGUCCAGGCUCUGUCACAGCCGGCCGCAACCGGGAGACCAAUGGGGCGGCGCACAAUUGGCCCAGCGUCAUCCAGGUUAGGGGAGGGUUUGGCCGGAAGGGAUGUUCUUGUCCCAUUGCGCACUAGCUACUCCUGUGGCAGGCCGGGCGCAGUGCACGCUGACACAGUUGCCAGGUGUACGGUGUUUCCUCCGACACAUUGGUGCGGGUGGCUUCCGGGUUAAGCGGGCAUUGUGUCAAGAAGCAGUGCGGCUCGGUUGGGUUGGGUUUCGGAGGACGCACGUCUCUCGACCUUCGCCUCUCCCGAGUCCGUAUGGGAGUUGCAGCGAUGGGACAAGACUGUAACUACCAAUUGGAUACCACGAAAUUGGGGAGAAUAAAAGGGGUAAAAAAAAUUAAAAAAUACAAAUUAAAGUAAAAUUAUACACUUUGCCAGGGACCACCUGGACAAAGGUUUCUGGAAGUCCAUUCUCUGGACCGAUGAGUCCAAAAUUGACAUUUUUGGUCACAAUCAACACCACUAUGUUUGGCGAAAACCCAACACUGCCUACCACCAAAAUAACCUUAUCCCAACAGUCUAGCAUGGUGGUGGGAAUGUCAAGAUCUGGGGCUGCUUUUCCUCCUCUGGACCUGGAUGACUCCACAUCAUUAAGGGAACCAUUAAUUCAGCGGUAUACCAGGAGAUUCUUGAACAGAAUGUCAGGCCAUCAGUCAAGGAGCUAAAGCUGGGCCGAAAAUGGGUCAUCCAACAAGACAACGACCCAAAGCAUUCAAGCAAAUCUACCAAAGAAUGGCUCAGGAGAAAGAAAAUGUGUGUUUUGGAUUGGCCAAGUCAAAGUCCUGACCUAAAUCCAAUCGAGAUGCUGUGGCAGGACCCGAAGCAGGCAGUUCAUGCCAGACACCCCUCAAACCUCACUCAAUUGGCUGAGUUCUGUAAGGAGCAGUGGGCAAAAAUCCCUCAAAACAGAUGUCAGAGACUGAUUACUGGCUAUAGGAGACAUUUAGUCCAAGUUAUCGCUGCUAAUGGAGGUGCCACAAGCUAUUGACUGAAGGGGUUCACAUAUUUUUGCACACAUCAAAUCUGAGUUUGUGUUAAAUAAACCACUUUUGUUAAAUAAAUCUUAUUUGCUGAUAUAGUAUUUGUCAUAUAUUGAGGAAGUACCUCCCAUAUUCAUGUUGUUCACUAAAGUGAUAACUGUUCUCCAAAAUACUCAUCACCACUCGAUUCCUUCCUGAGACGGUUCUCUGGAUGAGGCCCAUAUUGAGAUGAUUUGCUUUAUUUACACAGCAAGAGAGGAGGUUGGCGUACACUCCUUAGCUGCUCGUUAGCCUAGCGUUCUGUGUUAGCCACGGAUAACACGCGCCAAAUGGGCCAUCAAUCUAAACAUUAGCCAAAAUGCUAACGGCUCGUUCUCUGUUAUUACCAUUGAGACAAAACAAACUCGGAGUGCUUAUUCUUUAUUUUCUAAAAGUGUCAGCAUGUGAUGAUGGACUGCUUCUCUCCAUAUCACUGAUUUGUUAUUUCUUCCACCAGAUCUGACACAGCACAUCAAAAACAGCUACCUCCAGCCAAUUUUCCUUCAUACUGUAAUUCCCAAAAUACACAAGGGAGACUGGAAAUGUCCUGUCUGAUGUGGAACAUGCAUGUUUAAAGAGAUUCUCCUGUACUUUUGUAUACUUUUUAGCCAGUAGUUCUGAAAGUAGUUCUCACGAGCCAAAAGUGGUCCCUGAAAAUUGUAUGCUAAAUUACGUAUGUGCAGAUAUGUGCACCACGUCAUUUCUCUCUCUCUCGCUCUGCUGUGGGUGCAUCAUGUGCGUAUUGAUAGCUGCAUCUCUUAUGGCGAGGGGCUGAAGCUCAUUGGUUGAGCUCGAAUUGCUAGGGGGCUGGCCCACAUGGGGGAAAAUGUAGGGAAAAUGGCGCAGCACGGCUUCUAGAAAAACAGUUGCUUUCAAACUAGGUAUUUCAUGGCUAAUUAAGGUAAGACAGUAAUUCUGCUCAUAGAUUAUUCAUGUAUGAUCUACACAUUGACACAUCCAGCUCAAUGCCAGUGUAGCUCAGUUGGUAGAGCAUGGCGCUUGCAAUGCCAGGGUUGUGGGUUCGAUUCCCACUGGGGCCACUAACUGUAAGUCGCUCUGGAUAAGAGCGUCUGCUAAAUGACUAAAAUGUAAAAUGUAAAGCGUGAGUUAAAAAAUACUUGGUAGUCACCAAAGUUCUGGAGCAGGUCUUUAAGAAAAUGAAAAAUAUAUAUUUUUUGGUACUGUGGUGGCGUGAAGGGAGGGGUUGAUGGAGACCAGAUGUGUGUCUUGAUUAGCCGAGGCCGAAGCACUCAGAGAAAAGCCAGCAACAGGCGAGACAUUUGCUAUGCAGACACAGAUGGGUGACUCCUAAAAUGUGUGAGCGACUUUGGCUACUAUAUGACUCGGUUGAGUGUUGUUGGAAAACGAUAUCAAAACAGCAUAUUGAGGUUUUCAUGAAACUAAAAUACGGCUUGUUCCACUCAUCUCGUAAUAAGGUAAUGCUAACCCUAUCUGAGUACAUGUAUGUGGACGUGUGCAUGCGUCAGUGUAUUUCUACGCCUCUGUGUGUAUUUGUGCGUGCGCUUGCAUGAGAUCUUGAGAUGGGCUUGACCUUUUUUACCGAGGUCAUCGGGUCCCUGACCAAUACCAACCAGUACAUUAUUCUUCAUUCAGCUUGUUCUGAUUUUCAGUGACUCUUUAUUCAAAUGCUUUGAGGUUGUUAUUACAUCAUCGUUACGUUCUGUUUAUUUGCUCUUCUUUCCUUUCACAUGUUUCCAUUGGUGUUGUUCCUUUUUGGUACUCCCAUUGUCAUUGUGCAUAUGAUCACAUUAUGACUGUGUUUUGUGGUAAUGCUUGCGUGUUUCACAUGUCUUGUGGCUUUGUUUGUGCUACGCUGUGUCAUGGUUGCAUGUUGGUGUUGUUGUGAUUGCCUCUUGUGUGGGUGUGCGUGCAUGUGUGUGUAUAACAGUCCAACUGAACUCCCCACCCUAGAGUUACCCCCAGUUAUAGCCCCUAUUGAGCCCCCGUCCCCCGAGCCCCAAGCCCAACCCCUUCCCCAACCACAGAAUCAGUCAGAAGAAGAACACAGGGGCGAGGAAGAACAGGAGGAGAGGAAAGAGGAGAAAGGGAGGUUGACCCCGGCAUGCCCGUGGAGACAGGAGUGGAAGGAGAGGGAGGAGGAGUAUGAACUUCACUCCUACACCCCCCCUCAGCGCUCAAAGACCCCCACACUCACCCACAGGGAGACGGCUAUACACCUGACUGUGACUGCUGAGCAAAGGUGCCAAUCACUGUAUGCCCUAACCCCUAAAGCCAAAACCCUAACCCCUCACCCCAACCCAACAACCCCCAUUUCCUUUUAAUAACCCCUUACCCCAACAAUCCCCAGACAAGAGACUUUUCCGUAAAGUCUCUAUUGUCUCAUCAAGCCACAGUUCCAAUGACCCCAACUUAAUUUCCCUGUAAGAUGUAUUGAACUAAGGUGCCAAUUUGAUUUCCUUGUUCACUGUUUUGGUGAUGACACCUUUAAACACGCCCAUGCAGACACUUCUGCAGACAACUACUUACACAAACUCUGAGAGAUUCAGUGAACCAUUUCAUAAGAACAUAACUUUGCCUGUUAUUUUCCGACAAGGACAUGACUGAUGCUCAUUUGGGGCCGUGGUGAGUUGAAUUUGGAUCCACCCUGUGAAUAUGUCUGCUUUCUCUGGCCUCGAUAAUAUCUGAAGACCUGGCUUGUCACUAUGUUGGCUGACUAACCACACUAAAGAUGAAAUAGGACUUAUGUACAGAGCAUGUUCCAAGACUGCGUCCUAAAUGGCACACUAUUCCCGAUAUAGUGCACUAUGGGCCCUGGUCAAAAAUAGGGGCACUAUAUAGGGAAUACGGUGCCAUUUAGGACAUACCCAAGGUCCAAGGAACAUUCCAAACAUAAGUUGUGCUGUGGCCUAGUGCUGUGAAAACCAAGCUCAGACGUUUGGGGUUUUGGUGUUUGCCAGGAGUCUGCUGUUUGCAAUGUUUGUUGUCCUCUUUAUUUCUGAGGAGUCGCUCUAUGUGUUCCUGGCAGUUGUAUUGACAUCCGUCCUUUAGCAACUCCUUAUGGCCUUCUGCCUGUUAGUUGUUUGGCUACUGUUGUUUACAGUUGCAUUCUAGUAAUUUAACAUACGCUCUUAUCCAGAACGACUGUCGGUGCUUUCAACUAGGUCAUAGGUAAAACAACCACACAUGUGUAUUACAAGAGGGUAUUUGAAAUGCACAAACUCAAAUGGCAUUAAUUUGUUCCCUUCUUUCUGGAUAAAUGGGUGUUAUAUCUCCUUUCGACAGAGAUUGACCUCAUGACCUAUGAAGAGAGUAUUUUUCUGAUUGAUCACAUGGCAACAUGGUGCUAUUGGCGGAGUCGAUAUUCACGUAAUAAGAAGGAAUUCCCCUCGACCACACCCACAAAUUGGGGAAAACAAAUAUUAUUUCCCAUUGACCCCCAGUGUAAAAGAGCCAACUUCGUCAACAGAAAUAACUAAACAUGCCAGGUCAAAAUCCCUGACCUACAGUUCACAAUACUCCCACAUAGGGAAAUAGAGCCUGCGAUAAGAGCCCUGUGGCUUCAGGCUAUUCACCAUAGGAGAGUGGGAAAUGUGGGGACCCGGUGUCCAAGUACGCUACACAGAGCUAUGUGUGUGGAAAACAUUUCAUCACAGGUAAGUCAUUUAACUUGUUUAGUAAAGUCAGUUUGUAACUCCACUCACUACUUGUAGCUGUAUAGUCUGUUUGUUUGUGUUGUUGGGCUUGGCUAGCUAAUGUUUCCGGUCGGUAGCUAGCUCGCACUCGCUCACGUGGCUGCUAGCACCGUCAUGAAAAGGGGCAUGAGGGAAGCCCUACAAUAUAACAUGUUUCUAAGUAGUGAGAACGCUCGGGCAGUGUUGCCAACUAUUUUUCAGUGAGAUCCGCUAUUGGCUCUUUGAUUUGUCGCUAGAAGUUGCUAGAUGACAUUUUGUGGUUGCUGCGACGACGUCACAGUACCAAUUUGCCUUGCUGUGGCACAGCUGCAGUCCCCAACGUAGUGUUUUCGUCCCUUCUCCCGUCGGAUACCCCCUCCCCUGGUGCUUCUCUGCCUGUGUGUGUGUCAUUGCUGUGACUUCUGUUACAGACAGCUUCUCCCACUCUCGUUUGUGGCAGAAUUUAGUGGGAAAAGUCGCUAAAUGCUAUUAAAACCAUAGAAACCCUCGUCAAAACUCCCCAAAGGCGGCCUGAAAAAUAGUUGCAUUUGUCGCUAGAAUCUUUUACCAAUAAAAGUCGCUGGAGGGCUGAAAACUUGCUAAAUAUAGCGACAAAGUCACUAAAUUGGCAACACUGCGCUCGGGAGCAGGCAAUGUUUAAAAGUAAUCUUUAGACAUGGUGUACUGUUCUUCAAUGUAGUUUUUAAUUGACUAAAACAAGCAGACAACAAAAAAAUUGCAUUUGAAUAAGGUGAAGUUUUUGCUGUGAGCCAAUGGGGUAACCUAGGUAACCACAGGUUGUUUUCCCCAGAGGCGGGCAGGGCCGCUACGUUCUAUCUAAUACCGACUGAGUCUAUGGCACUGGUUGGAGAUAAUCAGCAAGUCACCAUGCUGCCGUUGUAUAUGGCAAACACACGUUGGUUGUUCACGCACACACACACACAUUUGAUAUAGAUGCAGCCUUGCACACACACACACACACACACACACACCAAAUACUUGCCAUAGUCUAGCUAGCCUACCCAUACUGUGUUACAGUAUUUUAUAUAUCCAGAUUGAUUUUUUGCUAUACAACACACAGGGAACCCACCCUCAGGAAGUAGGAAAUGAGAGGUCCUUCCGCCUCUGAACCACGACCAGGGCUGGGAUAUGGUGUGCCCUUCUCACUGCCUGAACAGCUGUACACAUUCUCAAUGGCACACAUCCUGAACAUGGAAGAGGACAUUACAUUAGAUCUUUUUCUGAAUUUUUUCAAUGACGGACAGUGGUAACAGUGUGAUAAUGAAAAUGACUCGUAGAAUGUAAGGCCUAGUAUAAUAUUGGUAAGGAGAAAAGUCAUUUUUAGUAGCUUGAACCAUGUAUUGAAAAUGUUUAUUAAGAGUGGGGCUAUUUAAGUUAACUGUGCCUAUGCGUCAAGCAAAUAAUAAUAUUGUUUUUGGGGGUAGUUACCAAAGCUGACUAGCUAUAGCUAUUGUGGGUUUUCUCCCAAUACAAUCUUUGUGAGUCACUAGUGUUUUGUCUGCUUUUCUUCCGAAAUCUACCUUCCAGGUGUACUAAUGUGAGUUUUUAUAAUAGGAUUUGAAUCGAAAGGAUUUUGUGUAUGUGUGUUUGGGUAUGAUUCUGCAUCUGUGUCUGAAAUGGUUCCACAACCCUUAAGAACAAACCCUUUCGAUUCAAGGCCAAGGUCAUUAUACUACAACAAUUACGGGAAGGGCACGGUUAAUCUAAUAUCCGGAUAUCUGAAUGGACGUUAUUAUUCGAUUACUUGAGUGAGUGUUCAUUUUUGGAUAAAACAAUUUUUGGCCCUAUUUUAAUGCUUUGUUAUCAAUUAAAUUAGAUCAUCCUUGUGAUAUUGUUGCCUACAAGGAUCUACCAUGUCAUUUGAAAUACUUAAUUUAAUAAAACAAACUUUUGAAUGUCGUUUUUACAGUGGUGAGCUACUGCUGCGCAUUUAGCCCUCCAGGCUGCCCUAUUUCUCCCACUUCAAAUAGCAAUUACAGGCACACACCUAACAGAGUUUCCAAAAGACCUGAAACCGAUCAAUGCAAGACACUCACCAGAAUAUAUUUUUGUAACAGAAUCAAUUAUAUUAUGGUGGAAAUCAGACUUCUCUUUCACUGUUGGGUUGUUCCACCUCAAAAAGCACAAGAAAGUAGAUUUCAACACCGACCAUCUCAGAUUGUUCUGAAAUCGUUUCUGUUAGAAACAGAUAAGAUUAGCAUUCGUGCAACAUUAUCUUGUUGAAAUAUAAUUUAAUCUCUGAGAAAUUAAGCUAAUUGGUUGCGCCCAAAUUGGCCAUUUUAAUUCAUAAGAUUCAGAUAAUAUUAAAUAAAUAUAGUACCAAACAUUUUUCUAACAAUGAGUAAGACAUGAGGAAUCCAAAGAAAUGGUCAAAGGUCACCCAAGGACCCCUCACACCCCAUGUCAAUCCCACCCCAAAAACGAGUAUAUAGUAUCAGUUAUCUAUGUCUGACAAGUAGUAUGGAGCUGCGGAUCGGAGUAUUGUUUCUUCAUCCUAUGUAAUGUAUUCUCAGUUAAUUUGGUGUUGUUUUUUUCCCCCUGUUCAGAGAAAUUAGUCAUUGAAGUUGUUAGGUUUAUAUCCCAUCCUACAUCCUGAUAUUACCAGAUUUUAACCGCUAGAUGGUGCUGUUCCUACUAUUAGGUGAACAAAGUUUGAAGAAUGUGUGGUCCAAAUUGGAUGUUGGGUACAUUUUACAUUUUAGUCAUUUAGCAGACGCUCUUAUCCAGAGCGACUUACAGUUAGUGAGUGCAUACAUUUUCAUACUGCCCCCCCGUGGGAAUCGAACCCACAACCCUGGCAUUGCAAACGCCAUGCUCUACCAACUGAGCUACACGGGGCCACUAUAAUUAUUGAAUAUUAUAUGAAACCUUUAAAUUAAAAUGGGCAAUUUCUCAGAGAUUAAAUUAUAUUUCAACAAAAUAAAGUUGCCGAAUGCUUAACUUAUCUGUUUCUAACCAUUUCAGAACAAUCUGAGAUGGUAAGUGUCAUGGCUUGCUGAAAUGACAUGGAACGACCCUGUUGCUUUUAGCCAAAAACUACCGGAGAAAGCAGCCUUCCGCUGUUUACCUCUGCCACGUGCAUUUGUGUAAUUAUGAUUGGUCAAGAGAGACGAGCAUUUAUUUUUUUAGAAUUUAGACUAUCUAGUUAGCGGUAAGCGCUAGUAGCAUUUCAAUUGGUGACGUUACUCGCUCUGAGACCUUGAAGUAGUUGUUUCCCCGGAAGCAACACUGUUACAUUGCCUCGCCCCAAUGUAACAGUGUUGCUUCCGUCCCUCUCCUCGCCCCUACCUGGGCUUGAACCAGGGACCCUCUGCACACAUCGACAACAGUCACCCUCGAAGCACCGUUACCCGUCGCUCCACAAAAGCCGCGGCCCUUGCAGAGCAAAGGGAAACAACUAGUUCAAGGUCUCAGAGCGAGUGACGUCUCCAAUUGAAACGCUACUAGCGCGCACCGCUAACUAGCUAGCCAUUUCACACCGGUUACAUGGAUAUCCUAAUUUGUUUUAUUAUAUUAUUUCAAUAGUGAAAUAAUGUCAAAUGCCCUACGACCUUGGUCAAUGCUAACCGAACCACUCUCUCAGCAGUAGCCCCGCCCGCUCAUGCUCCGAGGAACUAUACCGCCCGUCAUCCCUGACAACCAGCCCCAUGACUACCUCCAUCGUCGUGACGAGCCCCCUUAGCCCCAGGGCCAGCCUGGACACAACCAAGAAGUUCCCUCCCCCUACCAUGAUUGACAGGGAGGAGGCGGGGCCAAAGAAGGUGGGGCUGUCCAUAUCACUGGUGACAGACACGGGGAGGAACGACGACAUGUGGGCUCGCCGCACCCUUACCUCGCCAAAAUACGGCGGCACCACUGGUCCAAGCCAAUUCCUGCCCGUUCCUGCAGCUGGGGCAACCACCACGCUGACCAUCACCUGCCAGGGUCGCAUGGGAAAGUCGGAGGUUGAAGGUCGCGACGGCGACAAACCAGCUGUGGCGAAAUGUCCAUCUUGGCUUGACGACGACCUCCCUCCAAUGUGAGCCUGUCGUCCAUUGACUAGGAUUGAGUGACCGAUACAAAAUGCUCAGUUGGCUAAGGGAGGAGCAUCACACCUAAACGGACACAACAUAUUGGGUUUCUCCCAGCCUACCCAGAUCAGAUACAGAGAACUACAUUACCCAUCAUCCUUCAGUAGACAUUUAGAAAUCCUGCUUCAUACGCAUGCGGCCGUGCCCUCGAGCAGUGAUGCACACCUCUGGAUGGCAAACGUGAAGAUUGCAUGACCUUUCGCUAUUAAUACUUUUUGGGUUUGUAUGUUUUUGCACAUGUGAGGAUGAUUUGACAGUGACCUUUAAAUAUCCUUGCAUGGUGACCUUUGAAAUUUGACCUUUUCCAAUACACACUGGUUACAGCAACUCCCUCAAAAUCGUAUUUACAUUGUAUUACUUCUUAGUUUUGUCCAAGGAAUGUUGCUAUUUAAUAAUUGUUGAAUAUACAGGGCUGUGCAUGUAUGCGUCAAUGUGCUUAAACACUUGCAAAUAUAUGCAUACAUGGUAAACAUAUUACAUAGAGUUGACUGAAACUCUGUUACUAGAAUACAUUGAUCACACUGGUAGUAGUAGAAAAUAUGGCCUUUCGCUCUGUGUGGCAGAUAUGACACAUAUAUGACAAAUACAUACAGCCCGUAAAACAAUAUAUCUGCUGUCCAUUUCGUAAGACCUCUCGUCACUGGGUUUCCCCCUUUCUUGUGGCUAGUCUUAAUAGGACCACAAGACACACUUUCACUCACACCCUUCCCAACGUCAGAAAGGCAGCUUUAAAAGCUCUCUGUGGCCCAGAACUUAAACCCAAACCCGAUUAACCCAAACCUCCAAUUUGGGUAUUGUGGUGGCAAAAGACGAAGAAACCCAGCUUUGAAGAUGUGUUAUGAGCAGGCUAAUAAAAUAUGCAUGCUUUUAUUGCUAGUUUUAUUUUAGACUGCAUCAUGAGAUCAUUUCCAUCUGCGCCAUACAAUAGAGGCCUAUAGUGCAGUGAAUUCUGUGGGUUUUUUCCCCAAGUGCUGAGCUGGUUGUGUUCUUGUUUAGAGUGCCACCUUGUGUUCAAAUGGACACUGUUUUUAUCAAUCUGUAGAUCUAUCCAGAAUAACCAUACUGUAAACCCAUUGUUCUGCUAUUUAAGACAAUAAUUGCUCACUUUGUAAUAAUACUGAACCUACAGUAUCUCAUUAAACUCUCAUGAUUGUUUACAAAGAGCUCAUAGUGUUGUCAACGGUAACCCAUAGAGUAAACCUCCAGGUGUUUUCAACACACAUCCUAUAUUCCUUAUAUCAGACUUCUUUACUAUUCUCAUAUCUGUAUGUAUUGUGUUGUAGUUGUGUGUAUGUUCAUUAGUGUGCUCUUUCUCCAUGUCUCUGCUUUCGUAGAUUCAGUCACAGAGCUGCUAGUGUGUCAGAUGACCCAGAGUAAGUGGUUCUUUGUUACCCAUCGGCAGUACAUCCCUGCUAAACCACACCUGCCAAGUAUGCCAACUUCUAGACAUGUCUAUCUGUAGGGAGUUGAUGGGUGUAAGCAAUAUGGUGGAAACUCUGGACUAUUGGACUUUUAACCAUGUUACACCCAUCCUAUUCAUUCAGAUUUAGCAGGGAGGGACUAGCGGUUGACUUCAAAUGAAGAUGCUUGUGUUUGUAACCAGCUUCUGUCAUCUGCAUGUCUCACUCACACUCACUCUCAAACGCAAACGCUGGAACUCAAGACGCGCGCAUGAAUCCUAACUGCAAGGGUGAACCCUAAAAUGUCUGCGAGACACUUAUCCAGCCUCACCGAGUUGCUGUGUAUCUUAUAGCUUUCGAGGGUCUAAUGUGGAAUGGGGUGGCCCUAGAUUACUCUCCUGUCUUGUGGACAGCUCAUAGUCUCGUAAACCCCAGACGCUAGGCAACAGCAGUGACUAGGGUCUGAUUUCAAUAAUGGACUCUUUUGGCAACUUCGAUAAGGGGGGAAGAAAUUGUUCCGGGGUGGGUCCUCUUCAGACAGACAACUCUCCCAACAAAUCACGAGGCAGACAUGCCUGAAUGUCGUGAUUCAAAACCAAAGUUUGCAGGCAAAAGCUUGCAGUGGUUUUACAUUAACAUUUCCAUUUUAGUCAUUUAGCAGACGCUCUUAUCCAGAGCGACUUACGUUAGUGCAUACAUGUUUUUCGGGUGGGGGGCGCCGUGGGAUUUAUUUAAGAUACUCUUUAAAGAGGUAGGGUUUCAGACAUUUUCAGAAGAUGGUCAGUUUUAGUGAAGGUAGCUGAUGCAAACUAGCCACUUGCGAAAUGCACUCAUUGAAAAUAACCUCUGUGAUCUUCAUCUUGCUAGCUGCUAUUUAGUAUUUUAUUCAAGCAGAUGAAGUAGUGACGUAGUUCUUCUAUACCAAACUGAUGUUCUAUUACGUUCAGCCGCUGUUCAGCCGGAAAAUUUUUGUGGGAGACUAGAGAGCUCACCAUAUGAUGCAUGUCUCAUACACUCACACACAAGGAUAUGUACCAGCACUGUAACAAUGUAUGAGGAUCUCACUGUGGUUCUCAAAACAAGACCUGGAUCAAAUGUAUAACUGAUGCUCUGUGCUGUGUACAGAUAGGCGACUGUAUAUAUGACCUUUUGACAGCAUGUUGCUUUACAUGUUAUCAUCUGCCUUUAAUUAUUAACGUUAUCUCUGCUGCCUUCUGUUUUGCAUGGUUCUACACAGUAUAAUACAAACUAAUGUAUACAGAAGAGUAAUAUCCAAUAAUAUAAUAUGUGUGGUAUUGUCAGAAUAAUAAUGAGUUCCUUUUGGGUUUUGAGUACAGAAGGUGUAUCUGACCAUUGACCCUGUUUGACCUUUCCUGGCUGAACUAUCAUCACUACGGCAACUCCAGAGCUCCAGAAAACAUUACUCCAUUACUGUGCCUGAAAAUAAAACACUUUCUGUCUAUACCGUAUACAUGACUUCUCUCCCAGUGAAUCUCUCUAUAACUCCUUCCAUCUCCUUGUUCCCCUCUCUCCUCUCUUGUCUUCCCCUCUCUCCUCCCUUGUCUUCCCCUCUCUUCCCCUCUCUCCUCCUCCCUUGUCUUCCCUCUCUCCUCUCUUGUCUUCCCCUCCUCCACUUGUCUUCUCCUCCCUUGUCUUCCCCUCUCUCCUCCCUUGUCUUCCCCUCUCUCCUCUCUUGUCUUUCUCCCUCUCUCUCCUCCCUUGUCUUCCCCUCUCUCCUCUCUUGUCUUCCCCUCUCUCCUCCCUUGUCUUCCCCUCUCUCCUCUCUUGUCUUCCCCUCUCUCCUCCUUGUCUUCCCCUCUCUCCUCCUCUUGUCUUCCCCUCUCUCCUCCUCUUGUCUUCCCCUCUCUCCUCCCUUGUCUUCCCCUCUCUCUCUUUCUUCCCCUCUCUUCUGUCUUCCCUUCCCUCUCCCCCUGUGUCUUCCCCUCUCUCCUCCCUUGUCUUCCCCUCUCUCCUCUCUUGUCUUCCCCUCUCCUCCCUUGUCUUCCCCUCUCUCCUCCCUUGUCCUUCCCCUCUUCUCCUCCUUGUCCUUCCCCUCUCCUCCCUCCCCCUUGGCUUCCCCUCUCUCCUCCUUGUCUUCCCCCUCUCUCCUCCCUUGUCCCCUUCCCCCCUUCUUCCUCCGCUCCUUGUUCCUUCCCCCUCUCUCUUGUCUUCCCCCUCUCUCCCCCUUGUCCUUCUCCUCGCUCUCUCUUGUCUUCCCCUCUCUAUCCUCCGCUUGUCUUCCCCCUCUCCUCCUCCCUUGUCUUCUCCCCUUCUCUCCCUUUGUCCUUCCCCCUCUCUCCUCUCUUGUCUUCCCCUCUCUCCCUCCCUUGUCUUCCCCCUCUCUCCUCGUCUUGUCUUCCCCUCCUCUCUCUCUUUCCUUGUCGUUGCCCCUCUCUCCUCCCUUGUCUUCCCCUUUCUCCCUCCUUGUCCUUCCCUCCACACUCUCUCCUCUCUUGUUCCUUCCCCUCUCUCCUCUCUUGUCUUCCCCUCUCUCCUCUCUUGUCUUCCCCUCUCUCCUCUCUUGUCUUCUCCUCUCCUUUCUCUCCUUUCUUUUCUCAGGAGUGUGAGUAUGAUUGACAUGCGUUGUGAGGAGGACGGCAUCUUGCCACACCACAGCCAGGUGCGCCACGAGCUCAUGCACAACCAGUACAACAUGAUGAAGGAAGAAGAGGACCACUGGCAGGACGUAAGCACUCACUCACACACACACAUCCUAAUACACUUUCAUACACACACUCGUACACUUACACACACACACUUACACACUCACGCAUUCAUACAGUCAUACAUCUACUGUCUGUGUGUUAGGACCUAGCCCGGUGGAAGAGUCGCAGGAGAAGCGUCUCCCAGGACCUGAUCAAGAAGGAGGAAGAGAGGAAGAUGAUGGAGAAGCUGAUGACGGGUGAGGGAGGAGCCAUCUCUCAGAGGAGGAAGAGCAUCAAGACCUAUCGGGAGAUCGUUGAGGAGAAGUACGUCACAAGGAAAUCCUCAAUUUUAGGUCAAACCCUGGUUUCCAUAUUGUUGGUUGUCUCCAUGUACAGUAUAGGCCUAUACCUACUCUCUUCUAUCCGGGCCUGUUGUUUUUUUAUCUCAUCCUGGCCUCAACCUAUUUUAUAACUGCAUCAGGGGAUCAUAGCCGGGUAAUAAGGCUUGAUUCCCGCUUAUGGCUAGAAAGAAGCUUGUUCAGGCCACUUUUCUCUCUGUAUUUGAAUAUGGUGACUUGUUGUAUAUGCAUGCAGCCUCCUCUGUAUUACAGAUACUGGACUCUGUUUAUCAUGCAUCCUUGCGCUUUAUUACAAAUGCCAAGUCACUCACCCACCAUUGCACCUUGUACCAAAUGGUGGGUUGGACCUCACUUUAUAUGCGCAGAAAGAUACUUUUAUAUGUGUUCAUCUACAAAGCUCUUUUGGGUAAACUCUCUCUUUACCUCUGUAGUCUGGUCUCCUUCACCACCAGCAGUUACCAUACCCGGUCUGCUAGGUGGUUGCUACUUAAAGUCCCCAUUUACAGUAUUAAGCAAGACUGCCUACUCGUCUUGUGCACCAGAGGCAUGGAAUAGUCUACAAUCCAUGCUUCAUCUAGAUAUGUUAGUGCCACUGAAUUAAUUUACAUUUUUUAUGGGAGACUCUGUUACAGAGGAGUGUAAAUGCUUAUUUUAGGCUGGAUCAUGUUGUUGUGUUGUGUUAUUGUAUGUUUUAAUUCUGUAAUGUAUUGAUUGUUGCUGCCUUCUUGGCCAGGUCUCCCUUGAAAAAGAGACUCUGGGUCUCAAUGGGCUUUUCCUGGUUAAAUAAAAAUAAAAAAUAGCAAUGUACACAUGUUUCAACAAUGAUGCUUUCGUCAGUGUGUAGCCAGUCACAUGGCCCCUGUCUCACCUUGUCCUCCCGUCUCUCCUCCCCUAGGGAGCGUCGUGAGAACGACCUCCGCGAGGCCUACCGGUUGGCCCGCACACCCGAGGAGGCGGCGUUGGUCCUCCACCGCUAUGCCCAGCGCUUCACCAUUAGUGAAGCGGUGCUAGAGCGCCUGCAACUGCCCAAACUACUGGACAGGAGCAUCUCUGAGGAUCCCACUGCUACCACCAACACACGUCUCACCCUCACCCCAACUUCCUGUUCUCCCACCCCCACCUCCCCGGAAGAAGAUCCAAAUGGCCCCCUAAAGUACCUGAGGCAGCAGUCGCUCCCAGCACCCAAGUUUACCGCUACUGUCGAGGCCCAGGUGGUGGGGUUCCCCCAGGAUCCGUCUCAUCGCCCCCAGAUUCGGUCGUGCAAGCCUGAACCAAACCCCUCUAUCCGGGCUGUCUCACCCAAGUCUGUGCCUUUGCUGAUGCCCAAGCCUUACAGCCAACCCAAGGGCAUGCAGAUGCUGGUGGGACCCAGGCCAGGCAAGGUGAGGCACAAAAUGCCAGCUAAUGGCAAGGGUUUUAUCAGUGUUAUCACUAGUGUAUUUUACUAUAAAAUUGUGUUUGAACCAGGGUUUCAAUUACCAGGGUACCAUGGGGUUGUUUGCCAUUCAUCCCCCAAAGUAGUUUGAAUGUUUUGUUCAGCCUAGUCUUCCAAGGGCACACCAAGAUGUAUUGUGUAAAUGGAACCCUGAUCUUGGCAUUUACAUUAGAAUAGCAGACAGAAACCAUGGAGAUUGGGUGUCAUGUUUUCAGUCAGAAACCAUGGAGAUUGGGUGUCAUGUUUUCAGACAGAAACCAUGGAGAUUGGGUGUCAUGUUUUCAGACAAAAAGAUAGAAAUCCCUUUUCCCUUUUCCCCAAGUCUGUUGCAACGUCUCAAUUCAGCAUAACAGGAUGUUCAUUUUCAUCCUCAGAGCCAUUCCAAUGGAAGAUAACAUGGUUUGGGGUUAUUAUGGGAACAAACCGGGACUUCUUCCCACUUCUGUGUCUGGAAUCUCUUAUUUGGAGCUGAGUGGAGCCUGAAUGGAGGGCUCUGUUCCGUAUUGACUUAAGAAGUUGACAAGUAGGCCCUCUCAAUGUGAAGUGGGUCUCCGGGCAGACAGAGAGGACCACACAGACUGAGGGGGGAUUGUGGGUAGUGAGUCCCCCUCCAUUCAACAACCCCCCUGUGUGUCUGGAGUUAGCACUUUGCGCUCCUCACACAUACAUUACAGCCUUUCAUUUAGUCCCAGCAUGUUAUCAGGGGCUAGCUGAAUAUCUUAUAGGCCAGAGUUACAUGAAUGAGUUAGGGUUUUAUUUACAACAUGGGGAAACUUCCGGUCUGGGUGGUCUGGAAUAGAACUGUCUGGUCAUAUUGCGGUCGUUGCUGUGGAGUGUGGUAUUUGGGAGGUUUCAUCCCAGUUGACUGUUCUUGUUUUGCUGUCUGAAGGAUAUUUUUGGUGAGGAUACUGUGUCUCUAAAAUGGGGUUUAUGUGUUGGAUUUUUACAUUGAAAUGCAUCUCUGUAGUGUGUGUGCUGUAUGUAUGUGCAUACAUGUGUGUUUUCUCUAAGCCUUCAGUCUCUAACCUGUGUACUCAGGUGGACGACUUGCUGCGAGUGAACGGCGACAUGGGCAAUGAUGAGGUCACCACUCCAGAGAGCGAGGGAAGGACCUCCCCGCUACUGUUCUACCCCUCCCCUGCCACGCCUACAGCCUCCUCUGACGGUUCCGACACACCCCCAUGUGAGGCCACUCUCCUACCCACACAUAGCCCCUCCCCCAGGGCAAGCCCAUUACCAGCCAAGCUAGCUGUGGCACAGGGUGGCACAGGCACUGCAGUGACAUCUUCUUCAGUGCCAGGAGAAAGUGAUGCCCAGGAGAAGGGUAAUGCACAGGAGUCUACCCCGCCUAGCCGGCCCACCUCACUGCCCUCGGUGAGCACCUAAUACAUGCAGCCAAGCCUGCUUUGUUUCUGUGAAAAAAAACAUAUUUAUUCAAAAGGGUCUGAAAAGACUUGGAACAAUGUAGGUUGUGGCUUGCAUCUUGACAAACUGUCAGUGGUGUGAAGUACUUAAGUAAAAAUACUUGAAAGUACUACUUAAGUAGUUUUUUGGGCUAUCUGUACUUUACUUUACUAUUUAUAUUUUUAUUACUUUUACUUUUACUUCACUACAUUCCUAAUGAAAAUUAUGUACUUUUUACAUUUUCCCUGACACCCAAAAGUACUCAUUGCAUUUUGAAUGCUUAGCAGGACAGGAAAAUGGUCUAAUUCACACAUUUAUCAAGAGAACAUCACUGGUCAUUCCUACUGCCUCUGAUCUGCCGGACUCACUAAACACAUGCUUUGUUUGUAAAUGAUGUCUGAGUGUUGGAGCGUGCCUCUGGCUAUCUGUAAAUUAAAAAAACAAGAAAAUGGUGCCAUCUGGUUUGCUUAAUAUAAGGAAUUUGAAAUUAUUUAUACUUUUACUUUUGAUACUUAAGUAUAUUUUAGCAAUUACAUUUACUUUUUAUACUUUAGUAUAUUUAAAACCAAAUACUUUUAGACUUUUACUCAAGUAGUAUUUUACUGGGUGAUUUUCACUUUUACUUAAGUCAUUUACUAUUAAGGUAUCUUUACUUUUACUCAAGUAUGACAAUUGGGUACUUUUUCCACAACUGCAAACUGCAGACUGAAAGCCUACAUACAAGCCAGAACUAUGUGUUGUUCUUCAUCUACAUGCAGUCAUAGAUAGGAUAAAGCAACAUUGUGUCAGAAAGGUCAUGACUUCAACAAAAGGAAGGAGGAGGAUGCAUAAUCAGAGUAUUUCUUCCUGUGUGUGUCCCUACAGGAGCUGCAGAGCACAGAGAGCCUUGUGGAGGCUGGAGGCAGGUCUGCUGCAGGCCCACUGUGGGAGGAGCCCAACACAACAGAGACUGCAGUACAGCCCUCUCCAGCUACAGGUCUGUUCCUAUUUGUUACCUAGGAGACUGCUGUCUAACUGCUGCUACUCUGACACCUAGUGGUGGCCAUUUGUAUUGUUUCUAUAACCCAUAAAAUCCUGUUGCUAUUCGAUAUGCAUGCUAGUCAUGUGUUACUCAUUGUCUGAUUAGCAAAUGAACACUUUAAGCUGUUAAACACAUUAUUCAACUUGGUCUUCCUGUGGUUAAAGUCACAUUAGGACCCACUGUCUGGGCUUACUGUAUACUGUGAUGCAGAGCCUUGCUCUGAUUCAUGUAAACAUGUGUCCGUCUGGUUUUCAGAGUCACAACAAGCUCCCAAGGAACAAACAGAAGUGUGUAUGAAUGCCACAGCGACUAGACAGAAUGCCACUGUCCUCCGUCCAGUCCUAUCAGAGCACGCCACACAACAAGCUCAACCAAUGACCGCACAGGUGAGAUCACCUGCCAACCAAUCAAUGGCCCCCAAUGCUGCAAAUAGCCAAUCAUUUGUGCACUGCUGUACCUCAAGCAGAAGCCGUACCCAGGAGUGUGCAGCGCCAUAGAACCUUCGGAUAGAAAUGCAUUAUGUAGAACAGACAUGAUUCUAUACUGUGUAGAAUAGGUUAUCACAUAAGCUCUGUAAAUUACAUUUCUAUCUGCUUUGUUCUAACUAAAUAUUUUGAAGAAUCCCCUGGUCAUGUUUUGAUCAUUGUGUUCCUAACCUUUCUGGUUCUGAUCUUAGGUCAGUGAGCCCAGCCUGGAGUCAUCUCAGAGAGCAGAGGAAGUUGCUGCCUUGGCUGAUCCAGGACCUGUCAGAAAGAAACCACCAUGUGAAGCGCCCACAACAGGUAAGCAAAAUCUUUUUUUCAGAACAGAAUGAACUUCAAACUGCCUUUUCCCAAUACUCUUUAUUUCCCGCAGCCCUCUCAGCUAUGCUAUCACACACCCCAACUUCUUUUUCCUUUGUGUCUCCAACUGGCACUCUGUGUUUUUGCCUGUGAACUCUCUAUCUAUCCUCUCCUUUUCUCCUCCUCACCCCCUUGCCCUCCCUCCUUCCUCCCCCUCCUUCUUGCUUGUGCUGUAGAGCUGGCUAACAGUGCCAGUUAUCCACCAGCAACCGGCAACCCUAGGUUAGGCCUACGUUGGGAGUUCUUCACCCCGCCAGGUAAACUGCUCACUGAUUAGUUGAGCUUGCCUGUAACCCUCUUUGGGGUUCACAUACUCAUACAUAGUACAGGGUUUCCCCAGGGCUUCCCCAGGGGCUGGGUGAAAGCAUUGGAAACCUGUUUCCUCACUCUACUAGUUUUGUCAUUUAUUAUUGGAGUCCUGUGGAUCCCAUUAUAUUUUACAUUAAGUUGGUCUUAUAGUGCUGUAAUUACUAUAGUAACAAUGUUAAUACAACAUUGUUACAAGUAUACUACAGUGUUACUACACAGGUAUCAGAGCAACUUCAUGUCAAGUGUUACAGCAUUGUUGAAUGUUGAUUUUGGUGCACUUUUACACAGGAAACUGGAAUUGUUAGCCACACAGUAAUGAAAAAUACCACACAACUCGUAGCUUUUCAGCAACUCAAUAUUCACCUUCAUACCUUAUCACCUUGAUUUGUUCCCUUAUCACCUUGAUUUGUUCCCUUAUCACCUUGAUUUGUUCCCUGCCACCUUUUGCUUCAUUCCCUCAUUCCUUUAACUGACAUUCAUUAUGUAAAUAGCUUUUUCCAUGUGUUCACACAAAGACAGUGUAGUUAGCAAAUUAAAUUACUAAAAAGAUCAUGUCCACUCAGCAUCAGUUCCUGUGUUUGAAAGAUGCUUGUUUUCUAACCGGCUACCUUUUUCACUGUACCUCUAUUUCAUAGAGGGGGCAGAGCAGGAGCGUGGUAAAGCAGCGGUAAGUAGAUCCUUACUGUUCCAUCUGCUAUAGUCUUUCCUGGUAGAGUUAUAAAGGGUUUUUUACUGGUUCUCAUCUGGUUGAGACAAAAAUCUUAAAAUGGUGUCAAUACAGUCCACAUUGCAUUGGAUACGAUGCAUCUUAACAGACAAUCCUGGGUUGUGUUCAUUAGGGCACACAGUAACAAAACCAUGAAACAAAAACAAACGUAUUCUUAUUGGGCAAGUUCAAUAUUGGCUCCCUGUUUCACUCCAUUUCAGAGCGUGUUCUUCCGUUUUGUGUCUACUGAGCACAAUCCUUUUGUUGUUUUUCCUAUAUAUUUAGGACCUCCCUAAGACCCAGUGAUUGAUUGGUCAUUGUUCAUUGGCUCAACCUAUCAGAUGAGGAUUAUGUACAAAGCAACCAGCAUUGCUCUUCAUCCCCUCAUCGCUCUCUCUUUUCUCUCUCCUUAGUAGGACACCUGUGGCUAGCAUGGACAUAGUGCUGUUGUAGAUCAACUGUGUGUCUCCUCUAUACCCUUUCUGUGGAUGUGUGUGUACUUUGGUUUAUGGGUGUGUGGGUCGGCGUGUGUGUAUAUGCAUGCUUGUGUUCACAAAUGUGUGUGUGUGUGUAUGUACGGAUGUGUGCAUGCGUGUCUGUGUCUGUGUGUGUGUGUGUGUGUGUGUGUGUGUGUGUGUGUGUGUGUGUGUGUGUGUGUGUGUGUGUGUGUGUGAGCCCCGGAUGGGCCCUAUCAGGUCACUCAGGUGUCAUCCCCAGUAGUGGCCCAGGCUAAGCGGGGUGACCGCUGGUCUUGGGACCCAGAUGAGGAGCGACAGCGUCAGGAAAGGUGGCAGCAAGAGCAGGAGCGCAUGCUUCAGGUAGCCUGAGUUAUGCUACUAAACACCCAAAAGCUAAGCCUGACUUAGCUUGCUGCUAAAUACUCAUUAAAAAAAACUAGGCCUGAUUUGGCUUGCUGCUAAAUACACAUGAACAAAAGCUAAGCCUGAUUUAGCAUGCUGCUAAAUACUCAUUGAGAAAAACUAGGCCUGAUUUAGCAUGCUGCUAAAUUCACAUUAACAAAAGCUAGGCCUGAGUUAGCAUACAGCUAAUAAUAUGUUAACAAAAGGCCUGAGUUAGCAUACUGCUAAUAAUAUGUUAACAAAAGGCCUGAGUUAGCAUGCUAAAGCUAGGCCUGAGUUAGCAUGAUGGCCUAUUGACAUUAGCUAAAGCUAGGCCCGAAUAACCCUACUGAUUACUGAAUCUAUGGUCUGCAGCACCAGUUACAUUUACCCAAAGCAGGUGCUAACUUUCUAUUAGCUUGCAGACACAUUUCAAUUAACCACAAUCUUGAGUCGACCCCCAAUCUGCUACUCACUGCUGUGCCACAGUGGCCACACAGUGGCAGCAUUGCACAAUAAAAGCUGUGUGCUAUGGCAUGUCCUGCGUGUCUCACACUCACUCGCCAGAACCCCAAAUCUGCCGCCAGUCAACUUCGCUCUCCUCCUCUACCUACCCAUCAUAGGGUGUGUCUCAAUACUCCAAAUAGCCUUGUCUCCUUGUUUUCUUUCCUUCAUCCUCACCUAACCUAUAUUCUACAGACGAAGGUGAGGAGAUGAGGAAAGAAAACCAUUUCAGACUAUUGAGAUCCACCCACAGGGUUUGCUUGGCUGAUGCAUGAACUCUUGUCACCCCUAAACCCCCUUGUCGGUGCAUGGUGUGUCUGUUUCUUUGGUUGGCAGCUUUUUGACUGUCUUUUCUAUAUCUUUACAGCUCUCAUCAUACAUGCAUGCUAUGUUUGUGUAUGCCCACUUUUUCCUGUCACAUGAUUGGCCCAUGCUUCUCAAUGGUACUUAAUACAGACCUGAACUAGCACAAGUUAUUUAUUGAGAUGAAAUCCAAUGUUAAUGGAUAGUUCACCUCAAUCUAAGCUUAUCAGAUGUUUUCAUCUUUCAAAAGGAGUAUGAAGUUGAGUCUUCCACAUUUCACACCAUCUUUCAAGGAAAAAUCCACUAAAAAACGAUAUUUUGGUAUUUUUUUCAUUAGUCCACUGUUAAUACAAUCCCAAAAUGUUUUGUCAGCAAGUUUUCAAGAUAUCGGAUUUUCAUGAAGUAAAGUGUCACCAGCCAUCAUCAUGUUUUAGGGAGAGUGAUAAGUACUUUCAGUUCGUUACUGAUAGAACUCUAAAACAAAGUGGCAAACCCCGAUAUGCUUUAUGGCCAGGUAUGGCCCAACAGGCAUCUGUUCUGUCUAUCUCUCCAUCCGUCUGUCUGUAUGACAUGUCAUUUCUCCUUGUUGAUGAAUGUGUGCCAUCUCUCGUUGCCAUGGUAACAGGAGAAGUACCAGCAUGAGCAGGAGAAGCUGAAACAGGAGUGGGAGAGAGCGCAAAGAGAGGUGGAAGAGGAGGAGAGGAAAUACCAUGAGGAGGUGUGUGUGUGUGAGUGUGUGUGUGCAUGUGUGCGUAUAUGAAUGUGACUGCUGACUGAAUACAAACUUCUUAUCAUCCUAUCAGUGUCCUCCUAUUGUUUCCCUACAAUGACUCUUACCUACAUUCUGCCCUCCCUCUCUCCAUAACUCCGUCCCUCCUCUCCCUCCUUCUCCCCUCCCACCCCCUCUCCCUCCCCUCCCACCCCCUCUCCGUCCCUCCCUCCCUCCAUCCCUCCCUCCUUCCUUCUCUCCUUCUCUCCCUCCUUUCCUCAUUCCCUCCCUUCCUCCACAGGAGCGUAGGAUACUAGAGGAGACUGUGGCCCCCCUGACCCCCCUCUCCUCCACCCUGCCCUCGCCCAUCCGGGGGGAUGGCCCCACGCCCAUGGACCCCCAGGACACCGUUGUCCGGUCGCUGGCCGACUGGGAACGCAAGCAGGAGCUGCUGGAGAGGCAGGGGGUGAGAGGAGAAGUUAUAUUGGGUUACCUAUUAAAUUAAAAUAACGUGUUGUAAAUAUGUAUAUAUGUAUAUAUUAUUAUAAUAAUUAUUUGUAUUAUUGUUUCAUUUACUUUCUUUUUUGACCUGCACUGUUAGAGCAAUUACAUCUGUGCAUGUGACUAAUAAACCCAUCUAAUCUAAUCUGUUAACAGGCCAUGUGGUUUUGUUACAGUGGAUUAUAAAGUGUCAUAAUUUGACACAGUUAAAAGGCACUCUACUCAGUGUAUGAGUAGGGACGUGGACUUCACUAAUCCAGUGAAAUUGUGAACUAACUGUUUGAAUUUAUUGAACAGCUAAUAUGACAGUUAAUGUGUUUCGGUGGAUUUUAGGGUGAUUGUAACAAACCCUUUGAAACUCUCUUCCUCUCUCUUCAUCCACCAGGGGAACACAGAGUGUGUGGAAUGGAAAGGACAAGAUAACGACAGUAGUAGUGACAUCAGCACAGCAUCCAGAGAUGAGAACCUGAAAACAGCAGUCAGGUCAGUCUAAGAGCGUGUGUGUCUGUGUGUGUCUGUGUGUGUCUGUCUGUGUCAGUACACGUGUGUGUCUGUGUGUGACCUUGAACCCUAUAAUGGGCAUGAGAAUAAUGACUUUCUAUAUAAUGUCAUUGGUCAUUAAUGAAACUGAAAUGAAUCAAUCAUUGAAUCAAUCAAUCGUCCACAACUCAAUCAGCCAGAACAGCAGUCAGGCAGACAAGCUGACGCCGAGUCUGCAGAAUGGUCAGAGAGCACCACCCGCCAUGGCCGUGCCCCAGCCCCACAACAAGAAACAAUAUACAGAGGUCUUACUAGACUACACCAAACCCAGCAAGCAGGCGCCCUCUCGGGACAGGAGGUAUUUGUGCUUGCGGAGGGAUUAGGGGUGAGGGGAGGGGUGUGUUCAUGUGUGCGUGUGAGUUUGUUCUAUCAUUCACAAGCCAAUAUUCACUGUGUUAUGCAGAGGGGCUUCUCUUUUGGUUAUUAGUGCUUCUCCACAUCUUCCAUCAUGGACAUGCCUUUUACUCAGAUGGCCAGUAGGUGGUCCCAUAAUUCAUCUAUGUUGCCUCACUGUCAAGAUGAGGCUUUAUAGGGAAAUGACAACAGAGAUGUUGUAAAUGUAAAUGUAAAUGUUUUAUUUAGUAAUUCACAAAAAAAGUCCCUGAUUUAUAGUCCAACCAAUUAAAACAGAUUCUUAUUAGUGGUUCAAGAGAUUGAAAAAGUAAGAACACAUAUUGGUAAACCUACUGCCUAGAGUAGGAAUUUGUCAAAUGCAGCUGUAUUGCACACUGUAUGGUCCAUAUAAUUGGCAACAACGUUGUAUUUUCACCUAUAGAACCUUAUUAUUGUUUGUUCGGCUCAUAUAGUUUUGAUUGGUACAAUUCAUACUAAAGGAUUCAAUCAUGUCCAUGUUGCUAGGCAGGCCGUCAUGUUGCAUGUUGCUUUUCAUCUCCAGGUGUGGCUCCAUUGAAUCCAUGGGGCCCAGUCCAUUAAAGUCACCCACAACAUGCCCAUCCGACAUGCCUCAAUCGCCAAACAGGUACAGCCACCAGAGGGCGCCAAACUCAGCUCCUUGAGGCCCCACUCACUACUGCUUUUGUCAUCUGUUAUAUUGAGAACGAUAUUGAACUUGCCGGAAGUAUAUGGUUUGAUCUGUGCUUCUCUGUGAAAAGUAUCAUGUCAGCUCUGUAGAAGACAUUGCUGGUAUCUCGAACUGGUCUGAGUCCAUAUCCCACAUCAUCAAAUGUAUAGAUCAAUAUACUGUACUAGAUGUGAAUCUGAGGAAUCUAAAAGCAUCAAUCCCUCAAUUCUUCAUUCACUAUCACUGGACCAUAUAUCCACUGGACCAUACUUCAUUUGGCACUGCGGUCAUUCAGUUUGUGCUGCUCAGUAGUCAGUCUGUGGUAACCUGGACUGGGUUCUUCCCUGCAGGUCGGUGAGCGGUAAGAAGCUGUGCUCCAGUUGCGGUCACCCUCUGGGAAAAGGGGCGGCCAUGAUUAUUGAGACCCUCAGCCUUUACUUCCACAUCCAGUGCUUUAAGGUCAGUGUCACUCAGGCAGGAUGUGUUAGGUCAGAACACUAUCACCACAACACCACAGUUAGUAGCAGGCUGUGUUAGGUCAGAACCCUAUCAUCACAACACCACACCCAUCCACAGUUAUUAACCACAGGAUCCUGACUAAUGUAAUUGAUGAUGAAUUCUAAUCCAAGCCCUAGACCCAACCCCCCAGAAACUCCUUGUUGAUCUUUAAGGAUUGUAAAGGUCACAGGAGGUUGAUGGCACCUUAAUUGGGGAGGACAGGCUCUUGGUAAUGACUAGAGAGGAAUAGGUGGAAUGGUAUCAAAUACAUGGGGCGGCAGGUAGCUUAGUGGGUAAGAGCGUUGUGCCAGUAACCGAAAGGUCGCUGGUUCUAAUCCCCGAGCCGACUAGGUGAAAAUCUGUCGAUGUGCCCUUGAGCAAGGCACUUAACCCUAAUUGCUCCUGUAAGUCGCUCUGGAUAAGAGCGUCUGCUAAAUGACUAAAAUGUAAAAUGUAAAUAAAAAACAUGGUUUCCUUGUGUUUGAUGCCAUUCCAUUUGCUCCGUUCCAGCUAUUAUUAUGAGCCUCCACUGGUAUAGGUGUAAGUAACCUAACGUAGCAUGGGUUAAAGAAACACCUGAAAAUAGAUCCCCUACAUACUGGUCUGAAACUAGAUCCCCUACAUACUGGUCUGAAACUAGAUUCCCUGCAUACUGGUCUGAAACUAGAUCCCCUACAUACUGGUCUGAAACUAGAUCCCCUACAUACAGUACUGGUCUGAAACUAGAUCCCCUACAUACAGUACUGGUCUGAAACUAGAUCCCCUACAUACAGUACUGGUCUGAAACUAGAUCCCCUACAUACAGUACUGGUCUGAAACUAGAUCCCCUACAUACAGUACUGGUCUGAAACUAGAUCCCCUACAUACUGGUCUGAAACUAGAUCCCCUACAUACUGGUCUGAAACUAGAUCCCCUACAUACUGGUCUGAAACAAGAUCCCCUACAUACUGGUCUGAAACUAGAUCCCCUACAUACUGGUCUGAAACUAGAUCCCCUACAUACUGGUCUGAAUCUAGAUCCCCUACAUACUGGUCUGAAACUAGAUCCCCUACAUACUGGUCUGAAACAAGAUUCCAUACAUACUGGUCUUGACAAGAAGAAAAAACUGUCGGGAGGUUCUCUUCUGCACUGUUCAACCAAUCCAGUAAAUGUGGAGGAGGAGUUAAGAUGGCGUGUCACCUUGUUAAUGUCCAAAAGCGGAAGUCGUGUCACAGACUCUCUUUCCAUUUCCCCUGAAAACCAGAACAUCCGGUGGUUGGGGACUCGGCAGAGGCUAAGGUGUAAGCAAUAUGCCAAAUGUCCCACCUGACCAAUCAGAAGGCAAGGUGAAGGAAUUGCCAUAUUGCUGAAACCUUUCCGAUCCUCUCUGAUCAACAUACUCACCAAUGCCGUCAGCCUUGUCAGAUCAGUGAUUACUACAAGGAAGGAAGGAAAAAAUUAUGCAUUUUCAAAGUAUUCAAACAAAGCAUAUGUCUUACACUAUGUAUACAAAAGUAUGUGGACACCCCUUCAAAUUAGUGGAUUCAGCUGGUUCAGCCACAGCCGUUGCUGACAGGUGUAUAAAAUCGAGCACACAGCCAUGCAAUCUCGAUAGACAAACAUUUGCAUUAAAAUGGCCUUACUGAAGAGCUCAGUGACUUUCAACGUGGCACCGUCAUAGGAUGGCACCUUUCCAACAAGUCAGUUCGUCAAAUUUCUGCCCUGCUAGAGCUCCCCUGGUCAACUGUUGUGAAGUGGAAACGUUUAAGAGCAACAACGGCUCAGCCGCGAGGUGGUAGGUCACACAAGCUCACAGAACGGGACCGCCGACUGCUGAAGCGCGUAGCGUAUAAAAUAUAUUCUGUCCUCGGUUGCAACACUCACUACCGAGUUCCAAACUGCCUCUGGAAACAACGUCAGCACAAUAACUGUUUGUCGGGAGUUCCAUGAAAUGGGUUUCCAUGGCCGAGCAGCCGCACACAAGCCUAAGAUCACCAUGCGCAAUGCCAAGCGUCGGCUGGAGUGGUGUAAAGCUCGCCACCAUUGGACUCUGGAGCAGUGGAAACGCGUUCUCUGGAGUGAUGAAUCACGCUUCACCAUCUGGCAAUCCGACGGACAAAUCUGGGUUUGGCAGAUGCCCGAAUGCAUAGUGCCAACUGUAAGGUUUGGUGGAGGAGCAAUAAUGGUCUGGGGCUGUUUUUCAUGGUUUGGGCUAGGCCCCUUUGUUCCAGUGAAGGGAAAUCUUAACGCUACAGCAUACAAUGACAUUCUAGACGAUUCUGUGAUUCCAACUUUGUGGCAACAGUUUGGGGAAGGCCCUUUCCUGUUUCAGCAUGACAAUUCACCCGUGCACAAAGCGAGGUCCAUACAUAAAUGUUUUGUCGAGAUCAGUGUGGAAGAACUUCACUGGCAUGCACAGAGCCCUGACCUGAACAUCUUUGGGAUGAAUUGGAAUGCCGACUGAGAGCCAUACCUAAUUGCCCAACGUCAGUGGCCGACCUCACUAAUGCUCUUGUGGCUGAACAUAUCUAGUGGAAAGCCUUACAUUUUACAUUUACAUUUUAGUCAUUUAGCAGACGCUCUUAUCCAGAGAGACUUACAGUUAGUGCAUACAUUAUUUUUUUAUAUAUUUUUUUUCAUACCCCCUGUGGGAAUCGAACCCACAACCCUGGCAUUGCAAACGCCAUGCUCUAUCAACUGAGCUACAUCCCUGCCGGUCAUUCCCUCCCCUACCCUGGACGACGCUGGGCCAAUUGCACGCCGCCCCAUGGGUCUCCCGGUCACGGCCGGCUACAACAGAGCCUGGAUUCGAACCAGGAUCUCUAGUGGCACAGCUAGCACUGCGGUGCAGUGCCUUAGACCACUGCGCCACUCGGGAGCCUUCCCAGAAGAGUGGAGGCUGUUGUAGCAGCAAAGGGGGGACCAACUCCAUAUUAAUGCCCAUGAUUUCGGAAUGAGAUGUUCGACGAGCAGGUGUCCACAUACUUUUGGUCAUGUAGUGUGUUUUGCCUCCUCCUUCCUCUCUCUUUCUCGCUCUUCCCUCUCUCUCUCUCUCCUUCUCUUUCUCUCCCUCCCUCUAUUUAUCUAUGUCUUCCUCUUCCCCCUCUCUUCCCCCUGCAGUGUGGGGUCUGUAAGGGGCAGCUGGGUGACACCACGAUGGGGACAGACGUGAGGAUUCGGAACGGCCUCCUCAACUGCCACCAGUGCUACAUCCGCUCCCGCUGUGAGUCACACAAACUCACAUCCACGCAUGCACACAUACACACUCACGGUUACACACGUAUACACACUUGCAUACUCUCUCUCUCUCUCGCGCUCUCUCUUGCUGACACACACACACACAUGCACACACCUAUACAUUUGGCUCCCUCGCUUUCACAUGAUAAAUAGCUACAUCACACACUAAUUCAAUUUAGCUGAUAUAAGAGUAUUGUGUACUCAAUUGCCUCAGAGAAAUACAUGUAUUUUUCCUUAAUCCCAUUAAAUAUGAUAAUCAUCUAGUAGAGAAUUUACGGUUGUCCUUAUUGUUGCUCCAUUUCUAUUCAGCAGCCGGCCAGCCAACCACAUUGUGACAACGUUGGGUCAAUGGAAAGCACAAGGAUUACGGAGAAAUUGUCUCCCUUCUUCCUGCUUCUCUGUAUAAUCAACAUAUGUGUGGAAUGUGUCUUGUCUGUCAAUGCCUAUGUGGGGAUUUUCGCAAUGUCUGCAAUUCACAUCCCAUCGGGUUUAUUGAAAUGGUCCAAAUAAUGCCUGACAUUGGAAAGUUGUGUGCAUAGAAUAUUAGUCAGACUGAUCAUAGUCGCCCUAUUGAUUCUAUUGGCCCUGUAUGAUCACAGCUCAGAGGUUCUCACUUCCUCGUUUCCAUAUGCACCCACAAGCCCUCAAGAGGAUGGCGGCCAUUUUGAAUCUGAGCUCUGAAACUGUAAAUAUGGUGCAUACAGUAUAACAGCCUCCAUCACUUCAAAACUGUAUAGGAAACUCAUGAAAAUACUAAUGCAAUGAAGUCCAACAAACGAAUGUGGCACUUAUUUGUUUGUAAGAAAACCCUUUAUUUUAAUUGAAUUAUUCUCUGGUAUCCAGGUUGUUAGAUAGGCCUUAUUAGUCUUUAGUUUGUAACUUUAGCUUCUAAUUUGGUCGCUAGAGAAGGUUGUCAAGAUUUCAAAUGAAAGUUUCAAGUAAUAGAAGUGUAUUCCAUUUUGCUGACUUGAGAUCUUUAGGGGUUAUUUCUCGAUGGUCAACAAAAGGCUUAGAAAAAGCAUGAUUGUUCCUCCCAAUUUAGAUUUUUCACUUAAACCACAAUUAACCCAAACUCUGGUUUAAAUUCUGGGAGUUAAAUAGUUUAGCUGCCUAUCUUCUUUCCAGGCAGCUCCAACAAUGUAUUUUAUCUUUUAUUUAUUGGAUAAAAACAUAUACUGUGCUGUCACUAGGCUAUAGGCCUACAUUACAGUAACGUUGCACGUCGGCCUGACAACGUUAUCCUUUUCUCUCUUUCUUUGCUCGAAACAAAUGUCCGCUCACAAAGUUAGAUGUACAUGAUUUUAGAGCAAUAACACAAACUGAUGCAUGUAAACUGGUUGUGGAGGUAAACAACCAUCAUUAUGGAUUUAUGCUACUGUACUAAAUCAUUCCGUUAACUCUUAACUGAUUCUCUUAAGGAAUUUCACACUUGGAAUGUCAUGAAACAUGUGCCUUAGGUAAACAGGUGAUUGCACACGCAAGGGAAGGGAACCCAAAGAUUGUAUCCACUUAAAGGAAAACUCCAUCCAAAAACCAUCUUUUGGUAUUUAUUUCAUUAGUCCAUUGUUGAUAUAGUCCCAAAAUGUUUUGCUUGUCAGCAAUCAAGUUAUCAAGAUAUAUCACUUUUAAAAUACAGAAAUCAGCAAUAGCAUCAUAUGGGGAUGAUUUCUGUAUUGUGAAAGUUACAUAUCUUUAAAACUUGAUUGCUGACAAGCAAAACAUUUUGAGACUAUAUCAACAAUGGACUAAUGAAACAAUUACCAAAUGAUAGUUUUUGGGUGGAGUUUUCCUUUAAGUAUGAUUGGGUAGGAUGGGAGGUUUUUGUCCAAAUAGUGCUAAAAACACAGGAGACACUGA